CAGAAGGCGGAGCGCUGGGUGGAGAGUGCUGAGAGGCAGUGAGCCACAAACUUCAACGUUAAACCUUCAAGGUCCAAGAACAGGCAUAAGUGAUUUCAAUCCGGAGAGCAGGAAGGCGGCCAGAGGGCGGGAAUAAAUCCCAUUGAGAAGAGGCACUUGCUGUUAUUGACAUGUCGAGUACCUCUCCAGGUACACGGAAACGCAAGGAGGAUAUUCAGAAAGGAUUACAAUUUAUUCAAUCGCCAUUACCUUAUCCUGGAAGUCAGGAUGAAUAUGAGACCUUUCUGCAUCAGCUUGUUAAGAACUUACUGGAAGAAGGGAAUGAGCUAUACCAGGAGAAGGAUUAUAAACAGGCCCUGUUCCAAUAUGUAGAGGCCUUGAACGUAGCCCAGUAUGCACAAUCAGAUGAAGUGGUAAUCGCACAACGGUUACUGGAGCACCUCUAUGUCAAUCGAGCAACCUGCUAUUUCAGUAUGGGUGUUUAUGAGAAAGCCCUUGAAGACUGUGAAAAUGCUUUGAAGCUCAAUGAAAAUAACUAUCGGGCUCUUUAUCGGAAAACCAGAGCACUCAAUGAACUAGGAAAGCAUAAAGAAGCUUAUGAGUGCAUCGCCAAGUGUUCCUUUGCUGUCCCCCAGGAUGAAAAUGUGGUGAAGUUGACACAAGAACUGGCACAGAAGUUGGGGCUACGGAUCCGUAAAGCAUACAUCAGAGCUCAGCCUGAUGUGGAUACAGGGAGUCGGACUACAAUUGGAAAUUCCAUGAACAGUGGGCAUAUAUCCAUAAGUGGCACAAGUGAUAUAGAUGAUAUUGAGCCAGAUCUGGCUUUGGAGUUUCCAUGUGCUCCUGGUCCUGUCACCAACCCCAUACCAGCCAGUGAUCCGUCAGGCCCUCUUCUCUCAGCUGCCCUCAGUAUCCAGCAGUCCCAGGAAGACCCUGCUCCACUUAAAUGUUCAGUAGGUGAUGGCGUCUCUCUCUCGGUCCCUGAAACUACAGAUGAAUUUGCAGAUGGAGAGAUCAUUGGAGAAGACUUGGACACGUUAUUGGAUUCUAUUGGCGAGGCAAAUGAAUUUCCGAUGACGUCAGUGGCAGGGACGAUUCCAACCAACCUACCCAAUGACGUGUCCAGGCUACUCGCCGCCUUACCCAGUGGCGCCCCAGUGCUUCCGCCUGCUGUAAAGGGUGAUGUUAGCCCUAAAGUGUCGCUCCCAUCAGCCUAUUCAAUGCUUCCGGUCCAGAAGAUGGACACCCUGGACACGAUCGGUCCAAGCACAGCUGUGACUAGUUUGGAUUCUUUGGAUCUACUCCCUGGAACAGAAUCACAGUCUGUAUCAAGACCAAUGACACCAAACAACAACAAGGGCGUAUCAAGCAGCUUCCCUUUGGGUAAGCAAGUGAAUUGCCUGCCUGCAUCAAGCCAUCCUGCAGCUCUCCUGGGAUUAGUGCAAAGAGGCGGUGAGUCAGUCCCAUCGCCAUUGACGAAGAACCCACUCGGUGAUACGCACGAUCUGCACCAGGCCUGCUCCUCCUGCUUCGUUAAAUCAGGAGCUAAGGCAUUAGAUUACACUUAUAACCCUGACCUAGAUCAUAAAUGUAAAAAAGAUCUUUUGAUUGGAAGGCUGAACAAUUCAAUGGACUCACGAUGGAAGAAAAUCAGGCCCAGACCUACCCGGAAUAAUUAUGGAGGCCCAUACUACUUGUGUAACGAUAUAGUGAGUAAGGGGGAAUGCAAGUUUGGAGAUCGCUGUACGUUUGCGUACAGUCAGGAGGAGAUAGAUGUUUGGACACUGGAGCGUAAAGGAGCAAUAAACCGCGAGCUGCUCUUUGAUCCACUUGGGGGCGAUACCAGAUGCAGCCUCACGGUAGCUAAGCUGCUGAAGGAACAUCUUGGCCACUUUAUGUACCUUUGUGAGGAGUGUUUUGAUAGCAAACCCAGGUUAAUAAGCAAGAAGAUGAAGGAUGAUGCUUCUUUCUGUUCCAAUCCGGAAGUUAAGCACAACUUUGAAGAGAACAAGUGCCUGGUCCACAUGUUGCGGGCCAUGACAGUGAAGUACUCCAAGAUACGUCAGUUCCAGGACCACUGCCAGUUCGAUGUGUGCCGUCACGAGGUGCGCUAUGGGUGUCUGCGAGAGGAUAGCUGUAACUUUGCCCACAGCCUCAUCGAGCUCAAGGUCUGGGUGAUGCAGCAAAGUUCAGGGAUCACGCAUGAUGAGAUUGUCCAGGAGUCUACAAAGUACUGGCAGAGCGUGGAAGCUGGUGCAAACAAAUUGCAGGUGACGUCCAAAGCUGGAAAGGCAAACUCGCUGGGCAUGAAGAUGAAAUUUGUCUGCGGCCAGUGCUGGAGGAAUGGGCAGGUGGUGGAACCAGACAAGAGCCUCAAGUAUUGCAGUGCCAAGAUACGCCAUGGGUGGACGAAGGAGCGCCGGGUGAUGCUGGUUAUGUCGAACGAGCGCAAGAAGUGGGUCGCCAUCCGUCCCCUUCCACCUUGCAAGAACAUCCCACAGCAGUAUGACUUGUGUACACAUGUGGCAAAUGGGAAGAAGUGCCAGUAUAUUGGAAACUGCUCAUUUGCGCACAGUAUCGAAGAGCGUGACGCCUGGACCUACAUGAAAGAGACUAAAAUGCAUGACAUGCAGCAGGUAUAUGAGAUGUGGCUGAAGAGUCAGAAGCCAACGAUGACCGGAGGGGCAACAGAACUUUCCACCAAGCAAAGUGAGAAGCAGAUCCACAUGCCCACGGAUUAUGCCGAUGUAGGGAGAGUGGUGGACAGCUGGAACAAGCUGCCAGAAGAGCUAGUAGGGGCAGACACAGCAGUAAUGUUGAAACUGCACUUAGGACAGAUCGGCUACCACUGCUGGCUCUGUGGGAAAAACAGCAACAGCGAGAAGCAAUGGGAGAAGCACAUCACGUCGGAGAAGCACAAGGAUAAAGUGUUCAACUCUGAGGAUGAUCAUAACUGCUGGCAGCACCGCUUCCCUAUGGGAGAGUUCAAACUGUGUGAGAGACAAAAGAAGAAAUGCUGCCCCGAUGGUGAUGACUGCCGGUUUGCCCACAGCCAGGCGGAGCUGAACGAGUGGCUGGAGCGCCAGGAGAUCCUGAGAAUGAAACUCGCCAAAGCCAAGAAGGACAUGUUGCUCACGCCGGACGACAACGACUUUGGCAAAUACAGUUUUUUGAUGAAAGAUUUAAAUUAAUGGAUAAAACCGGUUCAGUUUAAUUAUUACUGAAACCUUUAAAUUUAACAAAAAUUGAUUUUGGUAACAUAAUGGAUAGUCAUGAAUUGUGACUUCAUUACACUGAGGUGACCCUUGUUGCCUCACUUACUGCAUUUUUACUCCUGUCUUAAAUGCAGUUGUUACAGGAUGGGAGCACCUGUAAGCAGAAGGUAGUGCUCACAACUGCUGCAGAGAGGUAUGAUUGAGCUGGGGUUUGGGUGGGUGCGGGAGGUGUGAGGUCAGUGGGCUAAACAUCUGUACUUUGACAGGUUUAAGAACCCCUGCUACAGCAUAGUGCUGGGUAAGAGAUAGCCCAGUGAGUUUCCCCGACAGAACUUGGGGCAUAAGCACCCAGGUUCAAUCCACACUCUUCACCGCGUUAGCUGAUUGCUCAAAAGAACCCAAUUGCCUUCAACAGAGUUAGUAUUGGAAUUUGGCCAGGGUUCUUUUUUACCUCUGAUAGUUGACCGAAAAAAACCUUUAGGUGUAAAAAAAAGUGACAAUAUUAAGAAAUGGACAUAUUACCAGUGGGCACCGUACCCUAGUGAGGUUGUAGUGUUUUGGGAAGGUAAAUAUGAGGGGGAAAAUGCCAAAGAUUAUAGAGAAGGCAUCACAAUGCCCAUGUAUUAUUACCAGUAUGAGUAAUGUCACACUUAAUAUAUUUUUGAGUUUUUGUGUGUGUGCUUGUCUAAGGUCAGCAAAGCUAUUUUAGAAAGAAUAUGUAGUGUCUGUUGUCAUCUGCUAAAAAGGCUACUGAUAAGUCAGCCUGAUUACAGUUCACAUGCACUCAGGCCUAUCCGAACCGGUUUUAAAGGAGUGGCUUAAACCAGCCAGUGCCCAGCACUAAUAUUCCAUUUUCUUCCUUUACCCCUGAAGUCCUGCAGCGAUUUACAUUCUCCAUAAGCUGACCCAUUUGGUCACUAUUAUGUUGUGAAUCCAGCUGGCGGGGCGAGUGGGGUGUUAGCUUUCAAAUCAGCCCCGCUGUCUGAGGUUCGCAUCAGCUGGACUACCUAAAGUAUCACCGAGUAAUUAUCGAAGGUAAAACCCUGACUGAAUUGGUUUCCUGCCCCCACUGUGACACUGAGGGUAGAUGUUGUAUUAUAAGCCUGAGGUCAGCUAACCCAACUCCCUGCUCCCUACCUUGGGUCUACACCAGUUGUAACAAAAGAGCACCAAGACAGCGUUAGUCUACUGAGCUGUGGUCCAUACAGAACUCCUCAAGAUGCUGUACUGCUUAGUUUGUGUUUAAAUGACCUUGUCAUCCAAAUAUAUUUGGGAAGAGAAUGUUGUACUUCAUAAAUCCCUUUUCCCCCAAAGGAACUUUCUCUUAAUUUUAAUCGGUUUGUUAUUAACAAAUAGAUCUGUGAAAUCUAAACCCACUCACUUAAGUGCAAAUCUCAUCAUUUUCCUCCUCACCUGUAUUUGGUUUCUCUUUCUAAUAUCUGUCUAAUUUGUCCACAUUGUGUCUCGCUGGAAAAUCUGCUCCCUGCUCAGUUUUACACAUUCAGCAGUUAACUACUGUAGUUGAACUCCCCCGUUCAUCAGCGACUGGGUCCGCCACCCUGUCAGCAGUUUGUGCACGGGUCAAACUCGUUAUAAAGAGCUGAGCUGAAUGAUCUUCCUUCCAUUGUGUUCAGUCAGUUACUUAACUCUUUACUUUGAUAAGCACUUCCUUUCCCCACUGUUCAUAGGACAUGGUCAGCUUUUUGCUCCAAGUUUUUGUGGUAGUGUUCUCAUAACAACAUUGAGUAGGAAGUGACAGCAACGUGACAAAGUAAUGACGAAAAAGUAACUUGGUCUAAAUUAGCUGUUAUUUGACUUGGAGGAAAGUGUGGACAUAAUUGGUUACUCGUUUUUUUUCUCUUAGUACCCGAGCUGGAGAGGUAGAGUGUGGAAUUGCUAUUGCGCUGAUCUUCAUUUUGUGAGCUGGCCAUUGAGACCAGCUGCUGCCUGCCAGUGUUUUUUGCUCUUAUCCUGCCUCACCUGAGCUCCAUCAGCACAUCUUCCAUUUCUAGCUCCCUAUGAACUUUCCUAGUUUUCCUUUCAGUCGCAACUUAUGGUCGUCAAAGUUCCACAUUCUUAACACUCAAAAAAAAGUUUUCUGUAUUGACUUUAAUUAUGCCCCCUUUGCUUGGACUUUCCACAGUGGAAUGUUUUUUCCACAUCUGCCCUAUAGUAUUUCUUUAUAGUUCUGAAGACCUUUUCUCAAAUGUAAUUGUUUGAGUGCCAAGCCGUGGUACAGACUGUCUGACACAAUGAUCAAGUGUAGCCAAUAUGAAACUUAAGUCGUGUUUGUACUCAGUGCAUGUCCCAUCUCUGGCAUUGUGUUGCUCGCUCUACUCCAUGUUAUUGGAGUAUCUCUGUGUUAGCAUCUUAAGUUUACACAACUGUGUGACAUUUUGAGUGCGAGGAAUGAGACAUAAAUGUCAACGUGAUCUUAUGCUGCCAUAGAUGGGUCCAUGUAGCUGACAAGUGGACACGUUGAACAUGGUCACUGGCUUUGCUCUGCUCUAGAGCCUGAGCUGGGUGGGACAGGCAAAAGCCAGAGUCAAAAAGAGAGAGGGUGGGAGGGGGUGCUUUUGAGGCAGGGACAGUUACUGAAGUAGGCUGAAAUUUUAAGGAGGCCGAGUGUGAACUUUGGAUAAAAAACUAUCAUCCCUAAGUCCAACUAAAUCAGAACAGCCCUUCAGAUCUGUUCCUUUUCCUAACUAUGUCUACACAUGCACUGCUGCCUCUAAUGCUUUUCAAAAAUACCCCAGCCUGUACCCCCAAUGAAAAAUGCUGUUGGACCAUCUGUUGCCUUUCAGUGCCAGGUAUGGCUGAGAGCAGCCUGCAUAUCUGGAUCACUUGGUUGAGUUGAGUUGAAGCUCUACUUUGCAGUUUAGCACAAGCCAAAAGGAAGUUUCAAGUAUAGGAAUUUGUGGAUUUUGCCCAAAAUCACCUUCCUUCAUAUACUUAAGGGGUUGGGAAGUGAAAGAACUGAGGUUCCUUUAUGAUUUUUCACUUCGGAUAGUUAAGAAAGGGAAUUUUCCGAGUUAGUGAUUUGGUUGAUGGGCCAAAAUAACCAGCUGCCUUGAGCUCUGUUUUGAGUACGAGGGCUUUCUUCUGCUGCAAAUUACUUCUUACCCUGUUCAUACGGGGACUAGUCUUCACAAAACAUGGUUUAGAUGUGCUUCAUAAUUUAAAAGUAUCAGAUCAUGUGAUUUUGUUCAGAUCAUGUUGGAGUUCAUUGUUUGCGGAGUCUACCAAAGAUGUUUCAGGGAUGGAAUCAGUUGGCUGGACUGCACACUCUGUUUGAAAGUGGAAAUUCAUGGGUUUCUUUCUCAGUACAGUCGCCCUCGGGUCCAGGAAUUACUCUCCAGGACUUGCAGAAAAAUCAGAGUGCAAUUUCAAACAAAAAAAAACCCUUUUUAUUUUACAUCUUAAGCUUGGUGUCAUCAGUAGGUUAGCAUUUGCAAAGUUAUGGUGAGAAGGUGAAUAGGUGUAAGUGGUUUUUUUUAGGAAGUUUGGUGGUUACCAAUCACACCUCUUUUACCAAUUUUACUGUUUCUAGUAAACUUUUCUAUAUAGUUUGAAAAAUAUUAGAUGUGCUUGUGCUUAGAUGGCUAAGAAUCAUCUAGUCAGGUAUUAAGUCGUAUUACUUUCCUAUUGGUUUAGGAAGGUUGGAUGUGUUUAGCAGGAGUGUUGGACAGGGCAUUUACUAAGAAACUACGUGGUUCCACCUCGAAGAGUAUGACCAUUCAGAAUUGGUAAUCCCAAGGGCAGAAGCAACUGAAGGAUACAAGACCUCUACAUAAAACAGAAGUGGAAUUUAGCUACCUAGCUCACAAUAUAAAAAUCUUAAGAUUUUAAGGCAAAGCUGAACUUGUUACAGAAUCAAACAUAGAAGUUUGAGGAAACACGGUGGGUCUUGGUGUACAGGAGACAGUGCACACAUUAAUCAGAUUAUCACCCGAGCCAAGAGACUGCAAAUUAUUAUUAAAGGAAAGGGGAGUGAUUUUUGUCAUUUAUAUACCUGAUAAUCAACUGUUAAAUAAGAUUUGAUAAGUAAGUUUGGCACAAGGCCACAGUUAACAGAUAACCUGGUUCAGUUAAUUUUGUUUUCUGCAACCAUUUUUUACUUUAGGAAUCUAAGUAAGGUGUGAAUUUAGGAAAUUAUGAAAUAAGACUUUACUACAGAUGCACAUUUCAAAUGUUAUAAAUAUUAUAAUAUCAAUGGCAUUAGCUGAUUGUCGGGAAUUGUACUUAAAAUCAUGGAGAUGUGACUAAUCUUUUUUCCAUUAAACUUGUCCUGCUUUGCAUUGGCUGACAAUCAGAGUGUAAGGCAUGAACAAAAUAAAUCAGAAAUAUUUGGUAAUCAAAAGAAAAAAUAAACAAAAUGAGAAAGGUGGAAAGUGCAUUCAGCCAAGAAUUGGUUAUCAAGGCCAGCCCUUAGCUGUAAUGCUGUUGACAGCCUUCAGGAUCAAAUGCAAGAGUUAUGAGAAGGCUAAGAAGGCUGCUUCAGAUGGGUUUGCUAAUUCACAACGUGCUCCUGGAUUCUGCAGUAGUCCUGAAUCUCCCCAUGUCAUUUUGUCACGCUGGACUCCUUGACGUCAGGAUCAGCUGGCAGAAGGCUGCAGGACUGCAAAAACCUGGAGGAACUCAGUGGGUUUGGCAGCAUCUAUGGGGGGUGGGGAGAGGGGUGGAAUGGUGUUUCAGAUCAAGCCGCUUCUUCUGGACAGGUUGAGGCCCUUCAUCUGAGUCAAUCCCAAAUGCCGACUGUCCAUUUUCCUCCUUAGAUGCUGCCUGGCCCACUGAAUUCCUCCAGCAGUUUUAGCGUUGCUCCAGAUUCCACCACCUUGCAGUCCCCUCUGGCUCCAAAAGCCUGGCGUAGGCCUUAUGCACCAGAAUAACUCUGACGAAUGGGAAACAGUUACAGAUUUAAAAGACAGUCAUUGUAAACGAACAUCUCGUUUAUUUUAGACCAAAAUAAAACCUAAUAAUUCAGGUUGGUUUAGUACAGAAUCCAGAGUAUGCUAAUUUGAUCUGGCAUUAUCGACGAAGCAUUAGUCAUUCAGUCUGGAGAAAAUGGAAUUGUUUGCAUUAGAAUAAAGAUAAUCAGAUUGGCAUAAUUGUAGUUAUGAAAUUAUAUAAAUUGUGGUGGGGAAAACUGGCUGAAUAAUAAUUCAAAUUAUGAAUUACUAAAGGUGAGAUUAAGGAAACACCUUUCCGUAGAGAGUUUUAAAGUUAUUAACUGUAUUAUGAAAAUACACGAUUGUUUUUAAAUUGCUACUAGAUAAGGAUUUAAAAUAGUUUGUUUAAAUGGCUGUGGGGAGAGGGCAAGACCAUAUGGAGAGCUCCACAGUCUGUACAGAGCGGUGGGCACUCUGGGAUAAUAAAAUUGUGUUUGACCUGCAUUCUGAAAUACUCAUUUCUGAAGGUAUGAUGAAGAGGGUUUAUGGUAUGGCAGUCUUCGAUCCCACCUCUUGUCCGAAGUCCAUAAUUGGGUGGCUCUGACAGUGCUCACCUGAUAUCGGUCAUCUACAGACCGGCAACGUAUUUGGAGGUCCGGGUGACACGUGCAGGGGGUGCAGUUCCAUGACAACGUGCAGCUUAAAAGAUAGGGGGUGUCAAAGGGUCUUGACUGGAGAUGUGGAAGGGGGUCAAAAAUCUGUAAUUUUAUCGAGAGGGAGCUGAAGCAUUGACCAAGGAGACGUAACCCAGCCAUACUGCAGGUUACCCAAGGAGACGUAACCCAGCCAUACUGCAGGUUAAUCAGCACUCCAGCCACUUCCUUCAUCAUACUUUAGGGACGACCAAGGCUGGGUCGAGGAAGCCUGAUGAGAGCUAAGAACAAGCUUGGGCUUAUCACUGACCAGUCAGCCAAUUAGCACAGGAGUGGAGGGGAACACUGAAGGUUAAUGGAAAAAAGACAGGUCAAGAUGAGGGAUCCUUUCUUUCCCUCUCUUGUUUAGAAUCUCUGAAUACUCAUUGCAGCCUUUUAUCUGCUUAUCACAAAGAUCAUAUUUACUUGUUUUUAUAUAUAUAUACAUAUAUAUAUAAAAAAUAUAUAAUUAUACAUAUAAAGUUCCUUGCUAUGAUAAUGCUUGGGCUGUCCAUCACUGUGCCGAGUCUACAGGAUGUUGACAGUCUGAAAAAUGUUUUAUUUUAUCGUCCUUUUUAACUUGCUACAAGAGCAUGUGAACAGCUGGUCAGCCCCUCCCAGAAUAAAGAGAGUAAACGUAGUGAUAUAUUAUAGGCCUAUGUUGAUGCAGAGGCUAGUUUGGUGAAUAUGUAAAUGUAAAAUUCAUCAUUGAUGUGGAUUAGUAAUCCUGAUUUUUUUUUUGAGAUAUAAUUGAAGAUUAUAAUGGAAACUAAUAUGAACAGGGACUUGUAAUAGUACUGCAUGCAAUGGAUAAUGUUAGAAGUGUUAUUAAUGUAUUUGUACUUGCAGAGAAACCUGCUUAAAUGGUCACUUUCAUACUAAAUUACCAUUGUGCUGUGAACGUGGCUGGGAUGUGGCCUUUGGUCAGAGCUGGAAAAACUCCUUCAGAAAUAGGACCCCUUUAGCUGACUCCAGCACCCCCAGAUCCCAUUCCUGUUAGAGCUUCACCCACCCACAAACCCCCAUUUCCUGACCAAAGCCCAUCAUUGCUUCUGAACUAAAUGCAAACCCCAUUAUACACUCCGUAGGAAAACUCACACCCCUGAACAAAACCAAAACUCGUCGUGGCAUCCAAAACAGCACUCGAGAAGAUGCUCUAUCAAUUGGCCCCGGGAGCUAAAACCAAGAUCUGCUGUAGAACAAAGACAGAAAUCAAAGUUAUGGAACUGUGCAGCUCAAAAGAGGCCAGUUGGCCACCAAGUGAUUUGGAGAGCAGCUUCAAUAAUGCCACGCCUGCUUGUAGUUUACUUUUCAGGUAUACGUUCCUUCCUUUCAAACUUGCUCUUCAACCUGGUUUCUGGGCAGUAUGUUUCAGUUUAUAAUAUUGUUUAAAGUAAUUCUGCCCCCCUCUCCUCUUUGCUUCUUUAGUUAAUUCUGCUGAGCUUGCCAGUUGCCCAAGUCCUCCCUUUCCUAAAGCCUCAUACUCUACUGUACAUCUACCAUUGAAGGUUGCCACAAAUCAUGGGACUAGAUGAUAUAUUGGGGUUGAUGCAGAUGGAGGAGUGGUUAUGAGGUGAGGUAUAGAGGUAUCUGUCACCCUCAGCUAUAAAGGUGGCUUGUGGCAGAGGUCACUAACUCAAUUUUAUGAAUCUUCUGUACCCUCCUGGUCAACAAAUUUUGGAGAGCAGUCCUGAGUGAUAACGUAAGUAAGAAUAGGGCUCGUGUUCUCUCAAGAAAAACUCACCUCCACCACACCAAAUGUCGCCUUCCUCGCCCUAACCUCCCACAGUUCUGUGCUCUAGACUAGGACAAUGAGAUUGAAGUGUUUUGGGGUCAAGUACAAAGGAGAGAGCUCACAUUUAGACCUACAGUGUCCAUAUAAUGCAGGUUUAACUGUAAGUCCAUUGGAUCAGCCUAGUCCAUUAAGGGGGCAGGUUUACAAAAUGUGUAUUUUAUCGAUGUGGGGCUUAAUCCCCAGACAGUGUUGGUAAAUGAUGUAGGAACAUUCCUGUUAAAAAAUUUUAUAUUUCACUUUCCAAUAAAUUUGUUUCUCUUUAUUUGAA
Molecule: messenger RNA, 10859 nt
Organism: Hypanus sabinus (Atlantic stingray)
Lineage: Eukaryota; Metazoa; Chordata; Chondrichthyes; Myliobatiformes; Dasyatidae
Gene: zc3h7bb
Product: zinc finger CCCH-type containing 7Bb
Exons: 24
Coding region: 171-3191 (1006 amino acids)
Biological process (GO): miRNA processing
Molecular function (GO): miRNA binding; protein binding; metal ion binding
Source: RefSeq, a predicted model, not a curated record